AUGGCGGAAAUGUACUCGGGCCUCCAUGUGGGCCAGCGGUUCGGCUCCUUGGAGGAGUUCAAGGCUUUGGUACGAAGUAUAUCUGUCCGACAGCACUGGGAGCUCCGAGUGACGCGGAGCAAUAAGAAGAGCGUGGUAAUAGGGUGUCGAUCGUCAGCCAAUUGCUUCUUCCGCGUCGUGUGCCGGGCGAACAAGAACGCAACCUAUAUCAGCAGCCUCCAAGACAGUCAUAGCUGUCGGCGCAAUGCGACCUCCACCCCUAAAACACCAGUUCGCUCGGAGGUCUCGCACGUCCGAUUUCUCCUAACUGAGAUCCCCAAGCUGUUCGACAUGAGAAACACCAUCAAGGCCCAGGAGGUCGUCGACGCCGUCAAGCGCUACCAUGGAUACGAGAUCUCCAUGAGACAAGCCCAGCGGGCUCUCAUCCGACUAGAACAUCAGCAAUCCCAGACCCAGGAGGAGAGGGCAAACACCCUUGACUCCAGCGGCGAUGACCAGGCGGACAUUCAAGCUGCGUCCGAAGAGCAGGCCGAGGGUUCGACGUACAGCGGCCUUUCCGGACAGAGAUGGCUCCCGGAGAGUAUCCAGAACAGCCUCAUGGAUCCGAGUAACCCGGAUCUUCAAGCUUCGCAGCUUCCCGGCGAGACAUUGCAACCGCAUCUCCCCAAUCUCCAACACCAACACCACCCGGUUCAGCACCCGUCGGGCAUGCAUUCGCAGGGGCAAACGUCGCCAGGCUUCGCCGUCCAUCACCAUCCGACAGCCACCUCUCAUCAGUCUGCCUUUGGAGUGCCGACCUCCAAUCACCCAUCCACCCCGCAAACCGCACACCCCAAGCCUCAGCGACGAUACUCCAGUGGCGGACAUCCGGCUGCGGCGCAACUAGUCCUCACUAACUUCAAGAUCGAGUUCACCUGCACCACGUGUGGCGCGCUAAACCAGAGCUUCUUCCCCAAUCAUGGCAACGUCACCGGCGGGAACUAUCUGCCUCAGCAUGCUGUGUCAAAUCCGGCCGGCGCGGCAGACGUAGCCGGCCCUUCUACACAAACCGUCCCGGGUACUGCGGGACACGAACGUGUUGACGAUACGCAUGGGUUCGGCGGAGUGCGAGGGGUACAGUCAUCCCCAUGGGCCCCUGGGAGUCUGGAGGUUCCUAUGCCGUCUGCACACAGCUAG
Messenger RNA from Aspergillus affinis, 1176 nucleotides. RefSeq lists its product as uncharacterized. The transcript has a single exon. The coding region runs from base 1 to 1176 and encodes 391 amino acids. NCBI's taxonomy places the organism in Eukaryota, Fungi, Ascomycota, Eurotiomycetes, Eurotiales, Aspergillaceae. The record is from RefSeq and is a predicted model, not a curated record.